Periophthalmus magnuspinnatus is the source of this 3915-nucleotide messenger RNA. RefSeq names its product protein phosphatase 1D-like. The transcript is spliced from 6 exons. The record is from RefSeq and is a predicted model, not a curated record. Gene Ontology annotation, cellular component: nucleus; cytosol. Gene Ontology annotation, biological process: protein dephosphorylation. Gene Ontology annotation, molecular function: mitogen-activated protein kinase binding; cation binding; protein serine/threonine phosphatase activity. Bases 143 to 1810 code for a protein of 555 amino acids. NCBI's taxonomy places the organism in Eukaryota, Metazoa, Chordata, Actinopteri, Gobiiformes, Gobiidae.
UUGAGGAGAUAAACAAAAAGGAAGGAAGCUUUGGGUCACACAAUCGCGGCAAAAUCGGUUCAAAUAUUUUGCUUUUAGGCUGCAAUAGUGAUUACAUGGUUGACUGUGUUGUGUAGGUACGCUCUUUUAGCCGUUUACAAUCAUGGGCGACACGAUAAUAUUUCGUAUGAGCGCGUUUUCGGAACAAGGAGGGAGGAAAUACAUGGAGGAUGUUGUCGAUAUAAGGAUUGAGUACGAACCUACAACAUCGCCCGCUGAGGAUGACUCAAAAUCACAAUCUUACGACGGAGAGGACAAACAAAUGAAUGACAGUGAAUCAAACAAACAGAUUACAAACGGCACGCAUGGACAUAAGGUCGAGUGCGGCCAGGCUGCUGCUGCUAUGUGGGUCGAGAGUCUCUCAAACGAGGGCAGCGGUAACAACAGCGCGCCGGGGCAGGACCAGGGCGCCCCACAGCGCAGUGUGCUGGACACCAGAAAAUCCGUGGCAUUUUUUGCCGUGUUUGAUGGCCACGGUGGUCGUGAAGCAGCACAGUUUGCCAGGGAAAACCUAUGGAGUCUAUUAAAACGACAGCGAGGAUUUUGGUCUCACGACCAUAAUGAGGUCUGUGCUGCGCUCCGCAAAGGCUUCAUAGCGUGUCACCACGCAAUGUGGAAAGAACUGCCUGAAUGGCCUAAAACUCUCACAGGUUUGCCCAGCACAUCAGGAACCACAGCCAGUGUUGUGGUGAUCCGUGGAGUUCACAUGUAUGUGGCCCAUGUUGGGGAUUCAGCAGUUGUUGUCGGAGUGAAGGAAAAUGACUCAGACAUUGCCUUGGAGGCCCUUGAGCUGACACAAGAUCACAAGCCAGAACUUCCAAAGGAAAAAGAAAGGAUUGAGAGACUGGGGGGCAGUGUAAUGAAGAAGUCGGGAGUGAACAGAGUUGUGUGGAAAAGACCAAGACUGACUCAUAAUGGCCCCGUGAGAAGAAGUACAGUCAUUGACCAGAUUCCCUUCCUGGCUGUUGCUCGCUCAUUAGGUGAUCUUUGGAGUUACGAUUUCUACAGUGGAGAAUUUGUGGUUUCGCCAGAGCCUGAUACAACUGUGAUGACACUGGACCCCAAAAAGCAUUGCUAUAUCAUCAUUGGCAGUGAUGGGCUGUGGAACAUGAUGCCACCCAAGAAUGCAGUGAAUAUGUGUUAUAGCCACGACAAAAUGGUGGGACCAAAGGCCAUGUCCUGUGCAAGACGCUUGGGUUGCACAGCUCUUCUAUUUUGGAAAGAGCGUAUGCUUCGAGCUGACAACACAACAGUUAUCGUCCUGGCUCUUCAUGAGCGAGGCGGUGCUCCCAUCCCCAUGCACCGAGAUGAGAUUGUUGUGGACAUGGCCACAGGGAUUGACCAUGUCCCAUAUCCCGGAACGACUUAUAACACGUGUGAAGUCCCAAAGAGCAAUGAUAUGACAGUCCCACCCUCCGUUUCUCUGGAGCAGACACUGGGUUUGUAUGAAGCUGCUUUCUGUGCCACUACACAAGCAUUCCCUGACUGUGGAGGAACUAUGCGGCUCUCCCCGGAAGAUUCCCAUAUUGAGAAGCAAGCAUUACCAACCCAAAUAGAGUCCACAUCCUCUUCUCCUCCUUUGAAGCGGUCUCGUCGGUUUCCAUAUAGUAGCAGUGAUGGUAUUGGUCGGCCCUCUAAGAGUUUACUCCAAAAGACUCAUGAGCAAGUACAAGGUGAACCAUCCCAUGAAAAAGUAGAGAAAAGCUCGUCUGAAGAAUGCACUAUUAUGCCCCAGCACCACGAGCUGCCUUGUGUGCGUGCUGAAUGUUAGCAAGAACAAUAACCUGCAUUUUUAGACAUGAUGUCACAUGCUGCAGCCUAAUAUAUAUUUUAUAUGAUCUUUCUGUAAAAAGGUGUAAAACUUGAGAUUAUGGCUGUGUUGCUGUGUUCCUCUCCGUUUUUAUAGUUUUGUUUUUUUGUUUUUUUUAAAUCAUUUUAACACUUCCCUUUUAAAAUUUUACAAAUGGAAGGAAAUGUUAAGGUUUUCAUUUAAUAUCUAUUUUCAUAUAAAAAGUGCUAAUUUACUCAAAAGAUUUAUUUUGAUUAUGUAUUCAGAUCACUUCUUCCACAAUAUUCCCAAAAAAACUUUACUCGAUUGGAGGGUCUUUUUAUGACUGAGCAAGAAAACCGCAGUGAUAAUCAGCAAACCUACAUUUUAAAAAUUUUGUUCAUUUGACAUGGAACUCUUGAUAGGAGUGAUUCAGUUAAAAAAGUUGUUGCGCAUAAGCUAAUCACUCAGGAUAAAUCGAUGUUGUACUGUAAAGAAACUUUCCCAUGUCUGUUUCACAUACUGUCUCCUCGUCAAGCCGUUUUAAGUGUUUGUUUACUGUAUCAAACGAUCUAGCAUAAUACUAUGACCACCUACAUUAUUGGUGCCAGUGGUUGAACAUAACAAAAGAAAGUAGUAAAGUACUGUACUUAAGUAAAAGUUUUAGUUAUCUAUAUUUUACUUAAGUAACUACUAUACUAGUAGUAAUACUUUUUAUUUUUACUUACACUACAUUUGUAAUGUUGUAACUAUUACUCAGUAUCUGUACUUUCUCCUCCAUUACACUUUUAACAGGACUGAAAAGUAGAAGUAUUUUUUAUUAUAGUUUGAGACCUGCUGCAAACAAAACCCCAAACAAAUAAAUACAAAAAACAGCGAGGAAAAAAUUGUAUUGUUUCUGUUGACCAAAAUUCAGCACAAAUCUUUAUCAAAAUCACUACAUUGAUUAGAUCUCAAACUGCACAAAAUACUUUUACUUUAUACUCUUCAAGUACAUUUUUAAACAGGUACUUUGAUACUUUUACUUGAGGUUUUUUUGUUGUUGUGUUUUGUUUUGCUCCGUAUCUGUUUCGUAUCUGUUCUUUGACUUAAGUAACAAAAUUGAGUACUACUUCUAGGACUGACUGGUACACAACAAUACUGGCUUAUAUUGCACCACUCAUGUGGUGUACCUUUAUAGACUGCUGUUCGGUUGGUAUGGUAUGUUGCUAAAUUAAUACACUUUCCCAUUUUCCCACUUCCAGUUGCAAAAUUGUAAUUUUGAGGGCUAAAUGUUUAAAAACACAAAAACUUCCAUUGCUCUGUUCUUGGUAAGCUCUUUCAAGACAAUGUACAAUAUUAAUAGGGCUGCCUUUAUUAAUUCUGGUGGUAAUAGUGUUAUGCCUCAUUAGUAUAUAAAACCGUUUAUUGUAGUGUUAUGUGUGUUUCUUUAGUAAAGCAGAUGAAUAAGCUAUGGGUUAUUCAAAGUGGAGUAUAAGACCUGUGCCUUGUUCAGUUGGCUUUGCUCUCAUGUGUUAACUACAUGAAAUAUAAAAUCUCCUCUUCUUUUUUUAAAUUCCUUUUUUAUUUUUAUUUUUACUUUUUAACAUUUCAAAUGUUAUGGUACCAACACAGAUUCAAGUGCCAGAUUCUAAAAGAUGGUGAAUUAUAAGAAAAAAUAUAUUCAAAGUUUAAUGUAUUUCAAUGGCAGCUGAGUACCUGUUUUGUCUCCAUGUUGUUUGUUGCCUUAGGACAAAUGUGCAUCUGGCCUAAUACAGUAUAACACAUGUGAACAGCUGUGGCCUGGUGUUAAUCACAGAUCAUGCAGUUCGAGUCGUACCACUGACGAUACUGCGUACUAACCCCGGCACUUCCUGUCAAAUGUUUAAUGUUGGUUUUGUACAGUGCUUCAUUAUGCAAAAGAAGUUUGUACAGCACAUCAUUAUGCAAUGUUUUUUCUCUGGAGCAUGCUCAGAUACUAUAUUUAACUGUCCAGAGCCAAUGAAAGUCUAUGGAUUUUUUUUAUAUAUUUGAUGAUAUAUUACGUCCACUUUGCAGAGGAAACUGUUACAUUCUAUAUACAGUGACUGGUUCAGUGUUUGUUGUAAUAAAGUUCUCAUUUUUCACAA